CCGCUUCCUGUAGGCAGCGGGAUGAGCGCAGACAAAGCUGGGUGGGGACUCGGCGCUCGGGGCUGCUGCUGACCACCAUCAUCAUCAUCAUCAUCAUCAUCCUCCUGCUGCUGCGGCCGCAUCCCUCCGGCCCUCCAUCCCUCCCUCCAUCCCUCCAUCCCUCCAUCUCUCCAUCCCUCCAUCCCUCCAUCCCUCCGUCCGUCCCGCCGCCGCCCGCCCCGCGGGGACCGGGACAGCGCUGCCAGAGGCAGUGAAGGGCCAAGAGGAGCAGAGCUUCCCUUAGAGGCACAGAGCAGCGCAGAGAUCGGCUUCUGCCCAUCCCAGGAACCCUCCUGGCCUGCCCAUGGCUAGCAACAACACUGCUAGCAUAGCACAGGCACGCAAGCUGGUGGAGCAGCUGAAGAUGGAGGCCAACAUCGACAGGAUAAAGGUGUCCAAAGCAGCAGCAGACCUGAUGGCGUACUGCGAAGCCCACGCCAAGGAGGACCCUCUAUUGACCCCCGUCCCAGCCUCAGAAAACCCCUUCAGAGAGAAGAAGUUCUUCUGCGUGAUCCUGUAAACCCUGGAGGAGCCUGACGGGCACUCAGGCCACCCUGAACACUGAUGUAGAGUUUUUAGGAAUGGGGACGACCUGCUGGUCCGCAGAAUUUAAACAAAAAUAAGUAAAAAAACACGGCCUGGAAGCUACAGAGAUGUGCAUGUUUAAAGAACCUGGCCACCUUUGGGGGAAUCAGAUGAUCUGCAUUGCGAGGCAAAAGAUCUGAAGUCUGUAGAGUUGCCUAGAAAGAGAAAAACAAACAAACAAACAAACAAAAAAUCAUGUAAAGAAUAAAUCAGUGUCACUUUUCUGCUCACAAAAUUGUUCGAUUGUUCCGUAUUUAAAGCACCAGAGCUGUGCUGAGCAAAGUUAGCUGCUAAGGAUGUGUAUAACCUUCUUGGAAUGAUAUUGUUGGUUUCUUUCCAAGCUAAUAUUUUUGAUUUAAGUUGUCAGAUAUAUAGCGACAGGUUAGGUGGCUGUGCUGUUACUCAAUGUUUGGUCUUGUGCUUUUUUCAUUUCUGGCCGUAGCGUGGCAGGGCGGGUCGAGGGGACACCAGCAGCUCUGUGUCCCCAGCAAACCCCACUUUUUCCCAUUCUCUCUAUGGUUAGCUUUGGUUCUGCAAGUAAAAGUGGUUCCCGUGUCGUGCUUGGUGCUUCCUAGGCCUGUGAUGACAUUCAGUGGUAGUGCAUGAGAGUUUAAUUCCGUUCAUCCGCUCCUGACUUUUCUUUUCUAGCGCUUGGCACCACGUGCUGGUGGAAGAAGCCGUAGGGAGGGAACAGAGGCGAUUCUGAGAGCAAAGAGAGCUCCUGAGAUGCCUUAGACGUGCCUGAGAUACCUCCUGCCACGGGGCAGGUGCCAGCCCGGGUGCAGGGCGAGCCAGAAAUCCGAAAAUCAAAGUCGACCGCUUCUUUCCGGGUCUUUCCUUUCUCCUACACCUCCGUGCCUCUGCUCUCCUCGCUUGGUCCUGCUCUUUCCCAGUUCUGGUAGCACUUCCUUCCCUUGGGGCUGGUCUGGAAUGCUGCUGGGAUGUUGUUCAGGGCUGGGAUGCUGCUCCAUGGUGGGACACAGCUCCAUGGUGGGAUGCUGCUCCUCCAUGGGAUGCUGCUCCUUGGUGGGAUAGAGCUCCAUGGUGGGAUAGAGCCUCAUGGGGGGCUGCUGCUCCUCCAUGGAAUACUGCUCCUCCAUGGAAUACUGCUUCUCCAUGGAAUGCUGCUCCAUGGUGGGAUACAGCUCCAUGGUGGGAUGCUGCUUCAGGGUGGGGUUCUGGUCCAUGGUGGGAUGCUGCUCCUCCAUGGAAUGCUUCUCCAUGGUUGGACACAGCUCCAUGGUGGGACACUGCUCCUCCAUGGAAUCCUGCUCCUCCAUGGAAUGCUGCUCCAUGGUGGGAUGCUGCUCCAAAAUGGAAUGCUACUCCAAAAUGGGAUGCUGUUCCAUGGUGGUAUACAGCUCCAUGGUGGGAUGCUGCUCUUCCAUGGAAUCCUGCUCCUCCAUGGAAUCCUGCUCCUCCAUGGAAUGCUGCUCCAUGGUUGGACACAGCUCCAUGGUGGGACACUGCUCCUCCAUGGAAUCCUGCUCCUCCAUGGAAUGCUGCUCCUCCAUGGAAUGCUGCUUCAUGGUGGGACACAGCUCCAUGGUGGGAUGCUACUCCAAAAUGGAAUGCUACUCCAAAAUGGAAUGCUGCUCCAUGGUGGGACACAGCUCCAUGGUGGGAUGCUGCUCUUCCAUGGGAUCCUGCUCCUCCAUGGAAUGCUGCUCCUCCAUGGAAUGCUGCUCCUCCAUGGAAUGCUGCUCCAUGGUGGGAUACAGCUCCAUGGUGGGAUGCUGCUUCAGGGUGGGUUCUGCUCCAUGGUGGGAUGCUGCUUCUCCAUGGAAUGCUGCUCCAUGGUAGGACACAGCUCCAUGGUGGGACACUGCUUCUCCAUGGAAUGCUGCUCCUCCAUGGAAUGCUGCUCCUCCAUGGGAUGCUGCUCCUCCAUGGAAUGCUGCUCUUCCAUGGAAUGUUGCUCCAUGGUGGGACACAGCCCCAUGGUGGGACGCUACUCCAAAAUGGGAUGCUGCUCCAUGGUGGGAUGCUGCUCCUCUGUGGGAUUCUGUCCCACCAUGGGAUUCUGCUCUCUGUUGGGAUGUUCCUGCCCCUUCCUGCCCCUCUCCCUCCCGUUCCCGCUGCCCCCUCCCCACGUUGGGAAGGGCCAGGGGAGCAGCCCCGGGAGCCGUGGGGCCGCCCCAUCCCGGAGGUGCCUGAUUCCCUGUUUACACACGGCCUGGGCUCCGUGCCAGGCUGGGCAGUUAUUCCCAGGUCUCCUUCCCAUGCUCCCAGCUCUUGGGGGACACACACCACCUUUCUGGGCUCCUCCUCCAGUCCGUAUUUUUGUGGUUUGUCUCUCCUUUCUGCUGCUAAACACCUCCUGGCUCUCCCCUGCUCAUCUAUCCUCCUGGGAAACUUUGGGAAUCAUCACUUUGGGAUCCAUCCCUUUGGGAAUCAUAACGUGGGGAUUUAUGUACAGAAUGAGCUGGGGGUCACAAAGGGGUUUGGGGGUCGGUGGUGACCCCACUGAACCAGUUCUGAAUCAGGUGUGAGCUUUUGAAAAUCCCCGUGGAUCCGGGAGGGGAAAAGUCUUUCGGUACCUUUUUGGUAACUCUUUCUAGCCCGUAAAAAAAAAAGUGUUUUUUGGUUUUUCUACCUUUUCAUACUCUUUUUCUAGUUCUUCUACGGAGAAGGCCAGUUCUUCUCACACUGGACUCCAAACUUUUGGCACCUGGGAAUGUUUAUAAGCCACGAGUAGCCUAGAUGGUCCCAGCACCCCCCUAAUUCCCCAAUUUUGCUCUUUUUACUACAGCUCCCCUAGCUUUAGGAUGAAGGGUGGAUGAAGUGGUUUGCUCUGCAGCUGGUUUCACUCUUGGUGUUACCAGGCAGAGAUGUAAAAACCCCAUCCUGAGUUUUGUCUUUUCUUCUUAAUCUGAUUUAUUGUCACAGAGAGUGAAGUGCAGCCGGUCUGACCCGGGGCUCCCACCCCACCCCUUCUCAAACACCUUCACAAAAGUGGUUUGUAAUAAUUUUUUUAACGACUUGCCUAUUUUACAACUCGAAUUCUUAAAACCUUAGACAACAAAAUAAACCUGCAUGAAUAUGGGGGAGCGGGGAGGGGGAGAUUUUUGAACUAACCCAGACUAUUCAUUGAAGGUGUUUUAUCUUGCUGGGCUUGAUUUUCUGUUGGUUGUGGUGUUGCCAUUGGUGUGCUGCCAGGUAUUUCACCCCAGUAUUUCUAUUUACACAGAUCUGCCUUUGUUAGCCAAGCAGAGAUCGCCUGCCAAGGUUGUUUCCCCUCCUCACAACAAAAAUCUCACCCAUCCCUCCAUCCCCAUGCUGGAUUUCCAGCCUGGCCUCAAACGUCAUUCAACUACCCCCAGGCUUUUAAACAAAAAAAAUAAAUCUGGAGUACUGGAAAAAAGGACUUUUUUUGUCUGCAAAAGUUGCUGGUGGCAGUCUGUCCAUGGCCUGCCACCCUGCCAGCAGCAGGAUUUUGGGGAGGGGGUGGUUGUAGGCGAAAGCCAGUCGUGGUGUAGCGCAUCCCCAUCCCACAUGGUCUGUGUACUCGUUGGAAAUAAACUUUUGGAUUUGUUUCAA
Messenger RNA from Taeniopygia guttata (zebra finch), 4164 nucleotides. It is a transcript of the gene GNG2, whose product is annotated as G protein subunit gamma 2. Gene Ontology annotation, cellular component: heterotrimeric G-protein complex. Gene Ontology annotation, molecular function: G-protein beta-subunit binding. The record is from RefSeq and is a predicted model, not a curated record. Lineage: Eukaryota; Metazoa; Chordata; Aves; Passeriformes; Estrildidae. Gene Ontology annotation, biological process: G protein-coupled receptor signaling pathway.